GGAGAGUUAGUCCGCUUCAGUCGGUUAGGAGAAGCGUACGGAACCGGUAUAUUGGUACGGCAGAAGCAACGAGCUCGAUCCGCUAUUCCUUUACAAGAAGAUAAUCCGUACAAUGUCGGCCAGUCAGUACUACCACGUGCAGUGCACGCCAACGGUGUACCCUGCUGAUCCAUUCAACGCAGAGGAAGAUGCAACCAUUCUGCGAACCGCCAUGAAAGGUUUCGGCACCGAUGAACAGGCGAUCAUCGACGUCCUUGCCCAUCGCGGUAUCGUGCAGCGACUCGAGAUAGCCGAUAAAUUCAAAACGAUGUACGGAAAGGAUCUGAUCUCGGAACUGAAGUCCGAACUCGGAGGGAACUUCGAGAAGGCUAUUUUGGCGCUGAUGACGCCACUGCCAGAGUUUUACGCUAAAGAACUUCACAACGCGAUUUCUGGGAUGGGCACGGACGAAGGUGCUCUGAUCGAGGUGUUGGCCUCCCUUAGCAAUUAUGGUAUUAAGACCAUAUCCGCUGUCUACAAGGAUCUGUACGGAAACGAAUUAGAAGAUGACCUGAAAAGCGACACAUCCGGUUACUUCAAGAGACUACUGGUUUCUCUGUCGUGUGCCAGCAGAAACGAAGAUCCGGACGUCGAUACAGAGGCAGCAAUGCAGGACGCUCAAAGGCUGCUUGAAGCUGGCGAGGGCCAGUGGGGAACUGACGAAAGUACAUUCAACGCUAUUCUUAUUACCAAAUCUUACCCGCAACUGCGAAAGAUUUUCAGUGAAUACGAACGUCUCGCCGGAAACAAUCUGGAAGACGCAAUCAAGAGAGAAUUCUCAGGCGCCAUCGAAGACGGCUACCUUGCAGUCGUGAAAUGUGCGCGUGAUAAGACUGGAUAUUUUGCAGAGCGACUAUACAAAGCAAUGAAAGGACUCGGAACUGACGACACGACAUUGAUACGUGUAGUCAUAGCUCGUUCAGAAAUUGAUUUAGGAGAUAUCAAAGACACCUACCAAAGAAUGUACGGACAGUCGCUCGCAGGCGACAUCGACGACGACUGCUCAGGAGACUACAAGAGACUCUUGCUUACCAUACUCGGAUGAAAGCAUUUCAUGUACAACAGCACCCUUUUGUUUUGCAUCACACACUUUAAUGUAUCAGGGAUAAUUCUUCGCGAUAGUUCCGCGAAGCUUUGUAGAUGCUUAAGUUAAUUCCGUUCUUUUAGUUCGAUUCGACGAUCGGUGGUGAUUAUGGUGUUGCGUGGUUUCCUUUUGUUAAUACUUCUGUUAUAAAUGAUUUCUACCGCGGAAGCGCUUCAUUCACAUAGAUACAAACUACAUGAUUUAGUCUCCGUGAGACCGACCAAAUAAAUUAUAUUAAUAGUUGCCCUUAUUGUUAUUAAAAUUCAUUUGUUAAUUGUAUUCCCGUGUCAUUGCCGAACUAAUUCUACUAAUUAACCCAAUCAGCUACACGUGAGAUAAAAAGUUGACCCCAAGCGAUGUUUUAAAUUAAUUUCGACGGAUUCUUUGGCUUUUCUUUUCCUUUUUUAUAGUAUUACUCGAAACGAACGGUAUGCUCUUCUCGUCUAAUGAUUAAUAUAAAAGUUUAUUAGAGAACAUACUUGGGGAUACGUAUACGUCUCACGUGUGAUUGGCCGUUUAAAAUGUCGUGACCCUCACGAUUAAGAAUCGCUUUAACAGUCUGUGUGCAUGUAUCCUGACACAAAUACAGUAUUAUAUCAUUUUGUACAGCAUUAA
Messenger RNA from Dufourea novaeangliae, 1738 nucleotides. RefSeq names its product annexin B9-like. Lineage: Eukaryota; Metazoa; Arthropoda; Insecta; Hymenoptera; Halictidae. Gene Ontology annotation, molecular function: calcium ion binding; calcium-dependent phospholipid binding. Gene Ontology annotation, cellular component: cytoplasm. The transcript is spliced from 7 exons. The coding region runs from base 113 to 1084 and encodes 323 amino acids. The record is from RefSeq and is a predicted model, not a curated record.